This is a messenger RNA of Dufourea novaeangliae, 1372 nucleotides long. RefSeq names its product adenylate kinase (gene Ak2). The record is from RefSeq and is a predicted model, not a curated record. Gene Ontology annotation, cellular component: mitochondrion; cytoplasm. The transcript has 4 exons. Gene Ontology annotation, molecular function: ATP binding; AMP kinase activity. Gene Ontology annotation, biological process: ADP biosynthetic process. Lineage: Eukaryota; Metazoa; Arthropoda; Insecta; Hymenoptera; Halictidae. The coding region runs from base 157 to 915 and encodes 252 amino acids.
CAUUAUUACGGAAGAUUCGGAGGGAAUUAAUGGUGCUCAAUAAUCAGACGGUGUGCAAGAGUGAUAUGUUCUCUUGAUAGUGAACUUUGACAUUAGCAAUUUUCGCGAAGGUUGCAUUUUACAAUUUUCAUUGAAAGAAAUAACGUCAAGUUAAAUAUGGCUCCACGAACAGAAGCAGUACCUAAGGAAACUGUGGAACUACCGAACGAAGCACCAAGUAGAGGAAUUAAUGCGGUUUUAUUGGGACCACCUGGUAGUGGCAAGGGCACACAGGCCCCAUUAUUAAAGCAACGGUAUUGCGUGUGUCACCUGUCCACAGGUGAUAUGCUCAGAGCAGAGAUUGAGGCAGGAUCUGCAAUGGGAGCAGAAAUUAAAAAGAUAAUGGAUGAAGGUAAAUUGGUCAGCGAUGAUCUUGUAGUCAACAUGAUCCAUCAUAAUUUGGACAAACCUGAAUGCAAGCGUGGUUUCUUAUUGGAUGGUUUUCCAAGAAGUGUUCCCCAGGCUCAAAAACUUGAUGAUAUGCUGAAGAAAAGGAAAACCAAAUUGGAUGCUGUGAUAGAAUUUGGAAUUGAUGAUAAUUUGUUGAUAAACAGAAUCACAGGUCGUUUAAUACACCCUGCUAGUGGUAGAUCAUACCAUGAAGAAUUUGCUCCUCCUAAGGUUCCUAUGAAGGAUGAUAUCACUGGAGAGCCAUUAAUUAAACGAUCUGAUGACAAUGCACAAGCAUUGAAGAAACGCUUAACAACAUAUCAUACACAAACUCAACCCUUGGUUGAUUAUUAUGCUUUACAAGGGAUUCAUUACUAUGUUAAUGCAGCUCAAUCGAGUAAAAAUGUUUUCAAGGACAUCGAUCGUAUUUUUUUAAGAACAAUGAAGCAAGAUGAAAAGAAAAGUUUCUUUAGUCGAUUCUUUUAAGAUAUCUAAUAAAAUUGUUCCAGAUCAUUUUUCUCUUGUAAACAAAAGGGUAACCUGUAGUUAGCGGGAAAUGUUCUACUAUAGUGUUAUGGUAUUUAGAAAGAGUAUAGGGUUUUAGGUGUACAAUUUUCAAUUCACAAGUAAUUCACCUAUUUAGGGGCGCAUAAUCGACACAAUCUGUAUUUUUCCAUUAAGAAGUGUACAGUAUUUCUAACAAAGUAUGGAAAAAACGAAGCACAAUGCGAACGUUACUGCAUCAACUUAGUUGCAAAUGGCAUUGUAAGUUUUGAGAAGAAAGUAUUGUAAGCCGUAAGCUAAUAAGUUAAAUGCACACAUUUUAUCAGCGUAUUGAAUACAAUAAUGCGACAUAUAAAUGAGUAACUUAUAUGAUAUAAUGAAUGUAUUUGUAUAUAAUGGAUAACGGGAUACAUAUUUCUUUGAUUAUUGCUAUAUAGAG